AUGGAAUCUCUGUCCUUAGGGCUAUUGGUACAGCAUGGAGAAAGAUCUUUUUCUCUUCCAGCUUCUGGUAGUGCCAGGCAUUCAUUGGCUUAUGGCAGUAUAACUCCAAUUUCUGCCUCUCUUCACAUGGUAGUCUUUUUUUCUGUGUAUCUCUCCUUGUUUUUAUAA
Orycteropus afer afer is the source of this 168-nucleotide messenger RNA. The record is from RefSeq and is a predicted model, not a curated record. NCBI's taxonomy places the organism in Eukaryota, Metazoa, Chordata, Mammalia, Tubulidentata, Orycteropodidae.